AUGUUAUGGUUAGAAAAAUAUAAACCUCGAGAUUUUAAUUCAAUGACUGACCACACAGAAAUUAUUUCUAUUUUGCAAAAAUACAACAUACAUAAUAUUCCACAUCUGAUUUUUCACGGAAAGUCGGGAAGCGGCAAGAAAUUAAUUGCUUACAAUUUGAUUAAACAUCUUUUUGGACAAAUAUCUGUGCCUAAUGUACGUACAAGUGAAGUCAAAGCAGGCAGUAGAAUGAUUGAAGUUAAUUUUUUAGAAGCCAAUGAAUUUAUUGAAAUCUCUCCAUCCGAUUAUAAUUUCCAAGAUAAAGUUAUAAUACAAUCAAUAAUUAAAGAAAUGGCACAAAGUAGACCUGUAAUGUCUUUUUUUAGCACCAAAAAAACGCCUUCCAUUAAAUUUGUCAUUAUAUCGGCAGCGCAUGAUCUUUCACAUGAGGCACAAGCAGCGCUUCGUCGAACUAUAGAAGUAUAUUCUGAAUGUUUUAGAAUAAUACUUAUUUGUUCACAACUCUCAAAAAUCAUUGAACCAAUAAGAAGUCGAUGUGUUUUUGUAAGAAUCAGAGGUUUUAAGCCACAGGAAAUAAAAAAUCAUAUAAAAAAUAUUGUAACAGCAGAAAACAUAAAUAUUAAUGAACAAAAUAUUGAACAGAUUAUAAAAAUUUCUGAUGGAAACAUGCGAAGGGCCCUUGGUUUGUUAGAAAUUUUAUAUCUUAAGCACUCAGAGGAAGUUAAUAAGAGAUUGAAACUUGAUUUAAAUCAUGUAAAAUUGGAAUGGGAAGUUGUAAUGGAUGAAAUUUCAGCAUUGGUUCGUAGAUCACAUAAAACAGAAACUAUAAUUGAAGUUCGUAAAAAACUUUAUGUUCUUAUUAAUUCUUGUAUAACAGCACAUUGUAUUUUAAUGGAGCUUUAUAAAAGAUUUGUAAUUAAAGAAUCAGAAAUUACAAGAAUGAAAAUUGUUGAUUUAGCCUUAAUUUAUGAAGAAAGAUUAAGACAAGGUACAAAAGGUAUAUAUCAUAUAGAAGCUUUUAUUAUUGGAUGUGUGUGUGCUUUUAGUAAAUUAUUAUAA
This is a messenger RNA of Vairimorpha ceranae, 1059 nucleotides long. RefSeq names its product dna replication factor c small subunit. Gene Ontology annotation, cellular component: DNA replication factor C complex; nucleus. Gene Ontology annotation, molecular function: DNA binding; DNA clamp loader activity. The transcript has a single exon. Bases 1 to 1059 code for a protein of 352 amino acids. The record is from RefSeq and is a predicted model, not a curated record. NCBI's taxonomy places the organism in Eukaryota, Fungi, Microsporidia, Nosematidae. Gene Ontology annotation, biological process: DNA repair; DNA-templated DNA replication.